AUGGGGCAGACUUCCCUACCUCCUCAACCCCCCGCACCCUACUAUCCUCUAAAGGAUGAUCCUAAUGAUCCCGGGCCGGGCUGGUGGUUUAAAGGUCUGAGUGGUGAGGAAUGUGAGCGAGUAACGCUAUAUCAGCAUGCCCUGCUUUGCCCCAUUAUCAUUGGUGAUAUACUAUCUGGCCCAGACCUGCUAUCAAAAGACAGCAAGCAAUGCUCUUUCAAGAUCAUCGGGAAACUUGGUUAUGGCUCAUACUCUACUGUUUGGCUUGGCCAGGAUCUAUAUGGCGAGCGCUGUCUUGUUAUAAAGGUGCUCCGAUUCGAAGUGAGCACGUUGGAUAAUUCAGAGAUGAGGAUUUUAAGGAAACUGGGGAAGCUUAGGGUCGCCUUUUUCCAGCAGCACAAUGAUCGAAAGUAUUUAUGUCUUGGAUUGGAUCCCCUUGGACCUUCUCUUCGGAUUCGAAUGGAAACGGAUAUUCAACUUCCCUCAAAUCUCGCCACCAUCUUACAAUCUAUGGAGAUCCUUGCGAAGAAAGUAUCUGCGCUUCAUCAACAAAGGAUAUGCCAUGGAGAUAUCAGCCACUGUAACGUCGCUUUCGACUUGCAUAACGACGCCUUUACCGAUGAGGCUCUUAAAAUAUCUUUCCAAGAUGACACAAGGUUUCGUUUUGUGUUUACAGGCUCGGCUGAAGAGCCUGCACUCCCUCCAGGAUUGCCGAAAUAUAUAAUUUCAAAUGGUUAUACGGCGCUGUUAGGCGAUGGAACAGAUCUGUCGAAAAUUGAGUUACUAGACUUCGGCAAGGCAUUCGAGGGCUUCUCAAAGGAUAAUGCCCUUGGCACAGAGCCAUAUCUUGCACUGGAGAUGCAUGGUGAGACUGGGGGCCAUGCGUCGGAUAAAUCUGAUAUCUGGAGCUUGGGAUGCGUGCUUUGCUAUGCUUUGACGGACUUCUACUUUCUUGAGCGCAAGGAGUUUCAGAUUAAAUAUUCUGGUAUAGCACUCAGUUUAUCCUUAAAUUUCUAA
This is a messenger RNA of Uncinocarpus reesii 1704, 1017 nucleotides long. RefSeq lists its product as uncharacterized. The transcript has 5 exons. The record is from RefSeq and is a predicted model, not a curated record. The coding region runs from base 1 to 1017 and encodes 338 amino acids. Gene Ontology annotation, cellular component: cytoplasm; nucleus. NCBI's taxonomy places the organism in Eukaryota, Fungi, Ascomycota, Eurotiomycetes, Onygenales, Onygenaceae. Gene Ontology annotation, biological process: mitotic DNA damage checkpoint signaling; protein phosphorylation. Gene Ontology annotation, molecular function: protein serine/threonine kinase activity; ATP binding.